Cuscuta europaea is the source of this 2613-nucleotide messenger RNA. Lineage: Eukaryota; Viridiplantae; Streptophyta; Magnoliopsida; Solanales; Convolvulaceae. The record is from the annotation of a GenBank genome assembly.
AGAAGAAGAUAAGUGUAUUGAAUGUAUAUUGGUUGCAUCUUUUGUGUAGCCUCCUAAAGGAGUAUAUAUAGGGAAAAUCCGGGUCUGGGCCUCUAAUAUGGGCCUGACACACCCGGUUACAUAAAUGGACUGACAGUACAAAAAACUAAUCUAGAACAUCUGAAUAAUAAUAAUGUACAAUAACAUGAAUGAUAUCCGCUAAACGUGUGUGGGCCGCUGUCUAGGCCCAGUAGUCGGCAAACCGGGGGGUCGGAGUCCAUAUAUUCCAUCAGGAGUCCCCCACUCCCUGAGUCAAGAGUACUCGAGGCGAAAGGGAGUAGUCCAAACUGUAUCUGCAACGUUCUUCUGUGUUUGAUUUCUUCCUCUCCGGCCGGGGGACCACCACCCUUGUCCAUGAUGGGGAGGUGCCUCGUUAAAAACCUUUACUAGGAAAAAACCCAGUGGGAAAAAAUCCUAAUAAAGGGAAAAAGAGUACACCUAGCACCCCUAACAUGAAACAAGGAAGGUAAGUUCCCUCAGGCAUAAUCAAUUUUUGUCCAGCUCUGCUCCUCUUCAUCCGACUCAGCUUUCGUUCCUACUCAUGCGUGAUAUUUUCUGCUCAUCUAGAAACUCUGACCCCUCAGUCCCCCAGUCCUUGAAACGAGUGGAGACGAGGUGAAAAUGAGUAAAGUCGUCUUCGUACCUACACAUUUAACAUGCAUAAAUUUUUUUCUUGGGGUUUAUGUUUCCGAUCGGGAGUUCGUCACUUUAAAAAAGUGGAAAUGUGAAUUGCUAAUGUAAUGAUAAAAUACUUAGUAGAGUGGAUGUGUGAGCCAUUCGUACACAACGGUCGCCACCCUUGGAAUGAUUAAGACCGGUCUUCAUGCCCGACUUGGUCGGGGCUUUGUGCCUGACUUGGUCAGGACUUUAAAUCCUAGUGAUGGGUCUCAAGUCACAGUCUACUAGGCAUUUGAUCAUAAUUGUGUGAUAGUGUGAUAUUUAACCGACAAAAAAUAUUGAUUAAAAUAAACAUAAAUAAUACGAGAAUUAAAGAGUACUUAUCUUUUUUAAGUGGGCUGAAAUAAUUUGGUGGGCUUCACAGAAAUGAACAACAUCCAACGAUCCCUUGAGCCAAUUUUAACUUUCAGAAGCCCAUUGACUAUUGUGGUCCAUUGUACUUCACUCGUAGUAGGCAAGUGGUAGCCACAUAACCACGUUAUUGCAUUCCAAAGUACACAACAUCAUUGAGUUGUUGCAGUCGGCUCUCCCAUCAAGCUAGCAGUUUCGUCCUGGGCCCAAGACACCAGCCUUCCUCUGCGUCUAAUCGGUCCACAACUUCUCCAUCUCUGACUGCUAACCCCCCUUUCAUUCUGGAUUUCUGGCCCUUUGUACGUGGUCUGCUUUCUCAGCCGAGCGAGGAUCAUCCGGUUUUUAUAUCAUGGAGAGCCAGGUGAAACAUCCCACCAUGGCCAAACUCCCCAGACACAGUCAGGAAUGGCCUCCCACUCAACAAAUCACAGCCAAAGGCCUCCCAAGCGACGUCCUAAGACGGUUAGAAAGCAAUGGUCCAUCAGCGAUUUCGAGAUCGGGAAACCCCUCGAAAGGGAAAGUUCGGUCGGGUCUACUUACCUCGUGAAGUGGAGACGGAGUCCAUAGUGGUACUAAAGGUGAUUUUUAAAGAGCAAAUAGAGAAGUACAGGUUGCAUCAACAGCUUAGGAGGGAGAUGGAGAUACAGAACAGUCUCAGGCAUCCAAAUAUUCUGAGGCUCUAUGGGUGGUUUCAUGAUGAUGAGAGGAUUUUCCUGAUCUUGGAGUAUGCUCAUGGUGGUGAACUCUACAAGGAACUCCGCAAAUCUGGCACAUUUUCUGCAGAACAAGCGGCUACCUCUUUUGUAAGCCUUGCGCAAGCACUGGCUUAUUGCAACGAGAAAAAUGUGAUUCACAGGGACAUAAAGCCGGAAAACCUCUUACUGGACCAUCAGGGAUGGUUGAAGAUUGGGGACUUUGGGUGGUCAGUGCAAUAAAAAAGCAAGAGACACACAAUGUGUGGAACGCUGGAUUACUUGGCACCAGAAAUGGUGGAGAACAAAGCUCAUGACUAUGCAGUUGAUAUCUGGACUCUAGACAUGCUUAAUGAUGACUGAAGGCGGCCACAGCUCCAGCUCUGGUGGAGUCCUUCAAAGCUGCGACGACCCUAACUUGGAGCAGCGCUGGCGAGUUUUGCAGCCACGGUUUGCGAGAUCUACAGCCAUGGUAACAAAAUCCGGACUGGGUGGUAGCGAGAUUCAGCUGAUAGCGUGCAGGCGGUGGCAUCUCCGGCUCAGAUCUGGAAUUUUCAGAUUUGAAAUUCCAUAUUUCCCUCUUUUUUGAACUUUCGAGCACAGUUUUGGCUAGUUUUUUUCGUGUUUGGAAUGAAUUUUUGGUUGUUUGCGGGAGGUUUUCUCACUUGAUUGUGUUCAAACCUCUCAACGAGAGCACCAUUGUUGGAUAAUCGAUACCCAUAUUGUAUGAAAAGGAGAUUUGAACAAGAAUGUAGUAGGGGAAAUGGAGAAGAAGAAGAUAAGUGUAUUGAAUAUAUAUUGGUUGCAUCUGUUGUGUAGCCUCUUAAAGGAGUAUAUAUAGGGAAAAUCCGGG